Messenger RNA from Cotesia congregata, 872 nucleotides. NCBI's taxonomy places the organism in Eukaryota, Metazoa, Arthropoda, Insecta, Hymenoptera, Braconidae. The record is from the annotation of a GenBank genome assembly.
UGUAUAUUUUCAUAAUUAUAAAUAUUUGUAUGUGAUAAUUAAAAAAUUAUUUUUUUUCAGCAUGUCGGAAUUUUCUAAAACUAUGCAAAAUAAAAUAUUACAAUUGGAGUUUAUUUCAUACAGUAGAAAGAGAAUUUAUCGCUCAAACUGGAGACCCUACAGGAACCGGUAAAGGUGGAGAAAGUGUAUACGGAAUGGUAUUAGGUGAAAAAGCUCGUUAUUACGAAGCUGAGCAGAUGCCCAAGAUUAAGCAUGACCGGGUAGGUUUAUUGUCGAUGGUGAAUUGCGGAGAUAAUAUGCUUGGUUCACAAUUUUUUAUUACACUUGGUCGUAAUCUUCAAUCUCUCGACGGUGAGCACUGUGUGUUUGGAGAAAUUGUUGAAGGGAUCGAUGUAAUUUUAAAAUUUAAUCAGGCUAUUUGUGAUGAUGUGGGCCAUCGUCCUCUUCAAGACAUACGUAUAUCCCAUACAGUUAUUCUAGAAGAUCCGUAUGAUGAUCCUAAAGGGUUGGAGAUUCCUGAUCGCAGUCCUGGGCCGACAGAAGAGUGUCUAAAGAGUGAUCGAAUCGGGGCUGAUGAAGCGAUAGAUGAUACGGUUGGUAUGACUGAAGAAGAAAUAAUUGAAAUGAGAAAAAAUAAGGAAGCUAAAGCAGCAGCGACUAUUCUUGAAAUUGUUGGUGAUAUUCCCGACGCUGAUAUAGCACCUCCUGAAAAUGUUUUGUUUGUUUGUAAACUGCAUCCUGACACCAGUGACGAUGAUUUGGAAAUAAUUUUUGGCAGAUUUGGACAAAUAAUUGGACCGGUGAUUCACUUCAAUAUGCUUUCAUUGAAUACGCUGAUCGUAAAAGCUGUGAAGAUGCAUAUUUCAAGAUGA